AUGACAAAUGCAAGAGGUAAUUGUUUGGUCCAGAUAAAGAAUGCAUUAUUUCGGACGCAUUCAAUCAAAUCAAAAAAUCAGCCAUACGUUUUUCGUAAACCAAUUGAAAAGCUUGAAUUAUUCCGCCCGAAUGAUCAUCGUUCCUUUUGGGGCAUUUUAGGCCCCAAGAAGUCAGCACUUAUGAAUGUUCUCGCUGGUAAUUACAUAGCAGAACCUCCAACAUCACGCAAAUACCCAAUCAUCAAUGAUUUUCUGAGAAAAGAUCAGAUCGGGUUCCUAGAUUUUCGUGAAAGUUCAGGUUUAGACAAAGUUCAUUUAUCAGCUCGGUAUGAGUCAUAUUCAUACAAGGGGAAGUUGGAAAUGGCAGAUGAUUGCAACUCUGUUAAGAAUUAUAUUACCGGGAAAAACAAUUACAACCGAAUGCAUGAAGAAAGCAACGAAGACUUUAUACACGAGAUUAUGGAUCUAUUCAACCUUGGACAUUUGCAAUCAAAGUGGAUCAGCUCCUUGAGUAAUGGCCAGAUGCGAAGGGCAAGAAUUGCUAAAGCUUUAAUGGACAAGCCAAAGCUACUUCUAAUUGAUGACCCAUUUCUUGGUCUCGACCCUGUUUCAACAUUGAGUGUUUCCAACUCAUUGAGAGUGGUUGCGCAAGAAUUGGAUACAUGCGUAGUGUUGGGCCUUCGGAUACAAGACGAAAUUCCAGACUGGGUAAACCAUCUUGCCUUUGUAACUGAGAAUGGCACCGAGAUUUUAGGUGAAAGGAAAGAAGUAGAGAAAAGAAUUAUGGAUAUCCUGAAACCUAUUAUACUGAAACACAAAGCCCACAAUUCUCAUCACCAAAGUGAGUCCUGGGUGAAGAAGGAAAUGAUCGAAGCUUCCGAUCCUAUCAUUGAAUUCAAGAACGCAUGUGUUGCUUACAAGGGACAAACUGUCCUUAAGAACCUUGAUUGGAAAAUUCAGCGUGGGUCGAAAUGGCGAAUUCUAGGUAACAAUGGGACAGGUAAAACCACGCUUUUGUCAUUAAUCACAGCGGACCACCCUCAAUCUUGGCGAUCAGUUGUUACAAUCAAUGGUGUGACGAGAAAGACGGGCAGUGGCGUCACAUAUUUUGACGUAAAUGACAAAAUUGGCAUAUCAUCUCCAGAAUUACAUGCAUUAGUUCCCCCAAGAAUGACAAUGAUGAGUAUUAUAACGAAUGGCUUAGUUCGCGGCAUUGGGAAUGCCAAUUUUUCAUUUAAGUUCAAGGAAAAAGAAUUGGGCCCACAUGCUGUAAAGUUGUUGAAGCAUUUUGAGUCCGAGAUUAAGAAGAAUGAAAAUAAACGCUUCCACGAGCUAACUGUGUCUUUACAAAAACUUACGCUCUUUUUGCGGGCCGUGAUCAAAUCCCCAGACAUUUUAAUUCUUGAUGAAGCAUUUUCAUGUAUGGAUGACGAAGAGUUGGUUAUCAAAUGCCACGAAUUCAUUAAAAGCGAACUUGGCUCUACAACUAUUUUGACAAUUGGCCACUUGGAUUGGGAAGUACCUGAAACAGACUUCACAUUAAAAUUACUUGGUGACGAGAACAGAGGUUACGAGUAUUACGAACGUAUUAAAUAA
Molecule: messenger RNA, 1596 nt
Organism: Clavispora lusitaniae ATCC 42720
Lineage: Eukaryota; Fungi; Ascomycota; Pichiomycetes; Serinales; Metschnikowiaceae
Gene: MODF
Product: Modfp
Cellular component (GO): mitochondrion
Molecular function (GO): ATP binding; ATP hydrolysis activity
Source: RefSeq, a predicted model, not a curated record